CACUGCUUGCACCUCACCUCUACUCACUUUGGAAACUUUUUUGGAGUUCAGCUAUGAUUAUUUGUAUUUUUCACACUGUGCUGCUAUAGUUUGGGAUGCUUGGACAGAUGUAUUUAGGAUUUCUGUACUCACCUACACUUUGGAAUUAAAUUUUGGGAGAUUAAAGAGAUUUAUUUUCAACUUCCCCAGAACACAGAACUUGCGCUGACCUCACUCAUUCACCCUGGAUUGGGAGAAUCUGGUUGUUACGGAACCUCACUAUUUCUUACUGGGCUUCGCAUGAGGAUUACUGGACUGGGAUCCUGGUGUCCAUCCUGGAGGUGCUGACAGAGGAGUCACUUGUUCUCAUUGCUGGAACUGGACCCGGAACCUGUCCCCAGAGAGCAGCACAGAGCUUGGCCAGGCACACGCCUGCUGCAGGACAGGGGGAUCCAUUUACACCACUCUCUCCAGGUUCUGGGCUCCCAAUCAGGGAGCAGGACAACGCAGAGUUUGGAGGCUUCGAGUGAUAUUUGCGGCUCAUGCUCGCUCACAGACAGUCAGAUGGGGUUGCUCGUAGAGUGGUGCGCAAGAGGCGGUUACACUGACAAGAUGCUGUUGCUCUUCCUGAUUCUGGUCAGCUUGACAAAGGCUCGUCCGUCAUACAGUCUGGUUGAAGACACUACUUUGGAACCUGAAGAACCUUCAACCAAAUACCAAAUCUCCCAGCCGGAUGUUUAUACUGUUCUCCCUGGCGAAUCACUUGAUCUGCAGUGUCCCCAGACUGAUGCUUCUCUGGUGGUUUGGACUAAAGAGGGGGUGAAAUUAGAGACCAGCAAUAGGACGGUGAUUGUCAAAAACUACUUGCAGAUAAAGGAUGCUUCCCCCAGGGACUCUGGGCUCUACUCAUGUUCGGUGACUAAAAGCACACAGGGCAAUACUCAUUUCUUCCUUGUGAAUGUCACAGAAGCCAGUUCCUCAGGGGAUGAUGAAGAUGACAAUGAUGGUUCAGAGGACUUUACAAGUGACAAUAACAUAAAAGCUCCAUAUUGGACUAACACAGAUAAGAUGGAAAAGAAACUUCAUGCCGUUCCUGCCGCCAACACUGUCAAGUUACGUUGUCCUGCUGGUGGUAAUCCCAUUCCACAUAUGAGGUGGUUGAAAAACGGAAAAGAAUUCAAACAGGAGCAUAGAAUUGGUGGAUACAAGGUUCGAAACCAGCACUGGAGCCUAAUCAUGGAAAGCGUUGUUCCCUCAGACAAAGGCAGCUACACCUGUAUUGUAGAGAAUGAACACGGAUCUAUUAAUCACACUUACCACCUUGAUGUUAUAGAGCGCUCUUCACAUCGACCAAUUUUGCAGGCUGGGCUUCCAGCAAACACGACUGCCCAUGUGGGAGGAGAUGCUGAGUUUGUCUGUAAAGUAUACAGCGAUGCCCAGCCCCAUAUCCGCUGGGUGAGAUAUGUCGAGAAGAAUGGAAGCCGAUACGGUGUGGAUGGACUUCCAUAUAUGAAGGUUUUGAAGCACUCGGGAAUAAACAGUUCUAGUGCUGAGGUGUUGAGACUGCACAAUGUGACUGAAGCAGAUGCUGGCGAAUAUAUUUGUACGGUCUCCAAUUAUAUAGGGGAAGCCAACAAGUCCGCUUGGCUGACUGUGGAGACAAAACGACCAGAUCCGUCGGAGACCAAGAAUGAGACUAACUCUCAACCCUUUUACUUGGAAGUAGCAAUAUACAUUUCUGGUGGCUUGGUUAUCAUUAUCAUUGUGUUGUUUGGCUAUUAUUGUCAUCAUCGAACGGAAGCCAAAAAGAAGACCACUUUAAAUCCUCCUUUGGUACAUAAGCUCACCAAGCGAAUCCCUCUCCACCGCCAGGUAACAGUGUCGGCUGAUUCCAGCUCAUCUAUGAACUCCACAACUCCACUGGUGAGAAUCACAACGCGGCUACUAUCCGGGGCAGACACUUUACCAAACUUGUCUGAAUAUGAGCUGCCUCAGGAUCCCAAGUGGGAAUUUUCACGAGACAAGCUCACACUAGGUAAACGGCUUGGUGAAGGCUGCUUUGGACAGGUGGUGAUGGCAGAGGCUUUGGGAAUUGACAAGGAUCGACCUAAAGAAUCUGUGACUGUUGCAGUAAAGAUGCUGAAAGAUGAUGCUACAGAAAAAGACCUCUCGGAUCUGGUGUCUGAGAUGGAAAUGAUGAAGAUGAUUGGAAAACAUAAAAACAUCAUUAACCUGCUUGGAGCUUGUACGCAGGAAGGCUGUCUGUAUGUCAUUGUAGAAUAUGCUGCCAAGGGGAACCUGCGUGAGUUCCUCCGCGUCCGGCGUCCUAUAGAGAUGGAAUAUUCAUAUGAAGGCAACAGGGUCCCCGAAGAGCAAAUGACAUUCAAGGACUUGGUAUCGUGUACCUACCAACUGGCCAGAGGCAUGGAAUACCUAGCAUCCCAAAAGUGUAUACAUCGGGACCUCGCUGCCAGGAAUGUGCUGGUCACAGAGAGUAACGUCAUGAAGAUCGCUGACUUCGGCCUGGCGCGCGAUGUUAAUAACAUUGAUUAUUAUAAAAAAACAACAAACGGACGACUUCCUGUCAAGUGGAUGGCUCCUGAAGCUUUGUUCGACAGAGUUUACACUCAUCAGAGUGAUGUCUGGUCGUUUGGUGUGCUGAUGUGGGAGAUUUUCACCCUUGGUGGGUCGCCUUACCCUGGGAUACCUGUAGAGGAACUUUUCAAGCUGCUUAAAGAGGGACAUCGGAUGGACAAGCCAGCCAACUGCACCAAUGAACUGUAUUUGAUGAUGAGGGAUUGCUGGCACGCUGUACCUUCACAAAGACCCACCUUCAAACAACUGGUGGAAGAUUUGGAUCGAAUCCUCACAUUAACAACCAACGAGGAAUACCUGGACCUCAGUGCCCCUUUGGAACAGUAUUCCCCAAACUUUCCAGACUCUUCAUGUUCUGCUUCUUCCUCCGGUGAUGACUCUGUGUUUUCACCUGACCCAACACCCCAUGAUCCCUGCCUCCCCAAAUUCCAGCACGUAAAUGGCAGUGUGAAAACAUGAGGAACCCUGCGUUCUGCAGCCCCUUAAAAAACUGUUGACUAACUUGGCAUUUUCUGCAGAACGCAGGGGAAUAGAGACUUCCGUGGAAGAGAACAGAGUGGGCAGACCCGAACGUACUUAUCCCGCUACACCAGGCGUGGGCAUCAAAUGGCAGGAGCUGAACACAGAUCACAGCUGGCAAAGCUAUGCACAGUGACAGCCUGGAUAACGUGCUUUGCUAAUGGGAGACAGGAGAAUAUUUUAUUUGUGUUAAAUCAGAUUCCUCCAUCACUAAAGGAUGGCUUCUCUCGGACUCAAGGCUAAUGAGAUUACUUGCCUUUAUUGUUAAUUUUGUAAUAUUUUGAGCACUCCUUAUUCUUAUCACUCCUUUACCAGGGCACAUUGUUGCUUCUGACUACAAAUGUAAAUAUAUUCCAAAUAUUUUAUAAAUAUAUAUUAUAUAUUUACAAUGAAUUAUUUUUUGUAUUGAUUUUGAAAAAUUAAAAAAAAAAAACAAAAAAAAAAAAAAAAAAACACACACACACAAAAUCCCUUCCAUGCCGUAUUGUGUCCAGGACGUCUCCGGCAGGGAACGGUUUUAGUAACGAGAUUUUGCGUUCCGUUUUGAACUAACAAAGGAAAUGUGGAAUCUCAAUGUGUACACUGCGUUUAAAGAAGAUAUCCUUUUUUUUAUUAUGUCCCAUUAUUAUUUAUUAGUCCCUUUUGCACCCUGAGAUCAGUGAUUCGUUAUUGAAUAAUUGCAUUUUUAACAGCUCUGGUGUCAAGUAUGUGAGAGUUAUGGAUUAAAAGCAGUGGUACUGUGUCAAAAGACAAAAGCUACUUAGUCCUUAUUGUAAAAAGAUUUAUAUGCUAUUUAUGCUAUUGAAUCAGAAAUGGAAAGAGUCUUAUUAAAAAAAAAUAGUCUAUUUCUUUCCAAUGCAAAUGGGAGUGUAAGUUUUGUAAAUGAAAACAAAAAUAACCUGAAUUUGUAAAUAAAAAUGUUUUGGUACUCCGUGAAA
Molecule: messenger RNA, 4031 nt
Organism: Bombina bombina (fire-bellied toad)
Lineage: Eukaryota; Metazoa; Chordata; Amphibia; Anura; Bombinatoridae
Gene: FGFR2
Product: fibroblast growth factor receptor 2
Exons: 18
Coding region: 544-3033 (829 amino acids)
Biological process (GO): positive regulation of cell population proliferation; multicellular organism development; positive regulation of kinase activity
Cellular component (GO): membrane; signaling receptor complex
Molecular function (GO): fibroblast growth factor receptor activity; ATP binding; fibroblast growth factor binding
Source: RefSeq, a predicted model, not a curated record